AUGACUACCCCAUUGCGUUCCACUAUGGAAACUCGAACGAAGUAUACAAAACCGAUCAAUAAUCGCCCCGAUGAGUGGAAGGUUGAGCAAGGUCUUGCUGCCUACAAACUUCCCAUCAUUGAUCAAAGUGGUAAAUCGGUUUUCUUCGUCGCUCCGCCUGCGGAAGCCCCAGUCACAAAAAAUGAAAAGGCUAUCCGCGCUGUUGGUGAUCGAAGUAAACUCUUUGCCCGUGAAAAGCCGGGUUGGACAGGCUACGUUGAAUGGGAGGAUUAUCCUGAAAAGAAAGCCAAAGCACACGAAAUCUUGAUAUCGCAAACUUUUGCGCCCUGCCCUGACUUUCAAUGGGGACCCAUACCUCCAACCAACCCCGUGUUACCAGGCGAUGACUUCAAGUCAUGGCAUACCGCACUAGAUAAGUCUAUUACUCCAAAUUCACUUCACUUUGUGCGUAACCACGGUGGUAUCCCCCUGAUCGAUGAGAGGAAAUUCGAAUUGAAACUCGAUGGAUUUGUCAAGUCGCCUAAAACAUACACCAUGAAAGAUUUGAUGGACGAGUCAGUAUUUCCACAGAUGGAGAGGACAAUUACGAUGCAAUGCUCGGGAACUCGUCGGAUCGAGCAGAUCUCUAUGUACGCUGGCCAAGGCGAUGAAGUUCCCCAGGCUCCGUGGGCCGAGGGUGCUAUAGGCACUGCGAGAUACAAAGGCAUAAGCCUCAAAAGGUUAAUCAAAGAUUGUGGAGGGCUGAUCAACAACGCCAAGCACCUUGAACUCUAUGGGGUAGAAACAUAUGUGAAAGACCUUAAUGUUGGAAACUACGUUGUUAGCGUCCCAUGGUCUAAAGUCAAGAGCAAUGAGGUUAUACUUGCGUGGGAAAUGAACGGUGAACCACUUCCUAAGAUCCACGGAUUCCCAUUGCGAGUGAUCGUGAUGGGAUAUAUUGGAGCCCGCAGUGUGAAAUGGCUGUAUCGCAUCAAGGCCAUUAAGAGUCCAUCCAUGGCACCUGUCCAAAGCAGGGAGUAUCUGUACUUCAACCAACAGAUGGGGAAGUAUAACCAACGACCCAUGGACGGAAUCCAGAUCCAGGAGAUGCCUGUCAGCUCUGCUAUCAUGUCUCCAUGGCAGAACCAAGUGAUUAUGCACAGUGGUAAGAUCCGUUGCAAGGGCUGGGCUUACUCUGGCGGUGGUCGGUGGCCUGAACGUGUGGAGCUAUCAGCCGAUGGGGGCUUCAAUUGGUACGCUGUUCCAGAAGAGAAACUAUCGAAGAAGGGCAAGUGGACUUGGAGGACUUGGGAUAUCGACCUUCCUUGCGAUGUAGAAGGUUGGAUUGAGAUUGUGUGCAGGUGUUGGGACAAUUCUUUGAAUACCCAACCACUUAAUGUGCGAGCAGCCUGGAACUGGGGCCUGCAUGUCACAUCCUCAGCACACCGCAUCAAGAUCUACAGCGUCAACAAAACCCACAAGCUCACCCAGCAAAAGUUGGCGCAGUUCAAAGAGCAUGGCAUUCCACUGGCUCCCUUAACUAGAUACGACCCUGUUCCAGGCGUGACCGACCAGGACAUUGAAAAAUACCAGGAAGCCCACCCGCGCGAUGUUGAUGAAUGA
Molecule: messenger RNA, 1602 nt
Organism: Penicillium waksmanii
Lineage: Eukaryota; Fungi; Ascomycota; Eurotiomycetes; Eurotiales; Aspergillaceae
Product: sulfite oxidase
Exons: 3
Coding region: 1-1602 (533 amino acids)
Cellular component (GO): mitochondrion
Molecular function (GO): oxidoreductase activity; molybdenum ion binding
Source: RefSeq, a predicted model, not a curated record